AUGGGUGGCAUUAACUGGCAACAAGGCGAGGCACCAUCAAGCGGGGGCUCAGCCUUGAUCGGUAUAAGCUUGACUUUAUCUGUGCUCCAGAUUCUUUUUGUCACGGCGCGGUUCUAUACUCGCUCUUUGCAACACACACAGCCUAGCGCUGAUGACUAUGUGAUGCUUAUUGCUUUGGUGUGUAUACUUCGUAUUGGAAGCCUCACCAAAGCCGUCAUCUAUAUUGUUUUGGUUGGGGUAGCAGGACUUGGGCAUCGUGUUGAAGAUCUUGCCUAUCCGCACCAGAAUAUUACUCUGAUGAGAAAGGGAAUUUUCGCUCUAGAAAUGCUUGACUUCCCUUUCACAGUAACCCCAGCAAAAUUAUCACUCCUGCUCUUCUACGUGCGGCUUUUUUACGUGCGAAUCUUCUAUGCGCGCAAGUCACAGAUUAUCCCAUACGCAAUUGGGGCAUUAGUGUUGGGGCUCGGAAUAACGGUGUUUUUUGAGACCAUAUUCCAGUGCAAUCCUAUCGCAUAUGCAUGGGACUCCACUCUCGACGGAACAUGCGUCAAUAAAACAGUAUUUUACCGUGCCAUCUCUCCCAUCAACGUACUCACCGGAUUGAUGAUCGUUGCACUACCCAUCCCGCUUAUUUGGAGUCUACAUGCAAGGAGAGGCCAGAAAGUAGCUCUGACAGGCGUUUUUCUACUAUCCGGAUUUGGGACUGCAGUCAGUGUUCUCCGAAUGGUAAUCUACUUCACAAGCCCAAGGGUUGAAUUCAACGAUGGAACCUGUCAGUUGCGAACCCUAUUAAACAACUGCCACAUCACAUCAUACUUACUUGUUGAUACAGGGUUAUCAAUCAAAUUGGGCAUUCUUUCAAUGGUCGAAAGCGCCAUUAUCGUCAUCGCUACCUGCCUAGUCAGUAUCUGGCCACUGGUCACCCACUUCAUGCCCGAAUCCCUUCUUGCAAGACUGUCCUGCUGUCGAUCACGGAGUAAUGAUCUCGACCAUCACCAUCACGAACAAUGGUUCACGCAUUCCAUUCAUACAGAAACAAAAAGUGCCGACCCGCUUAAAUAUGAAGGAAACUUUAUCCAGCGCGAGGUUAGUUGGAGCAGCCGGCCUUCUUCUCUAGCGGAACUGGAAGAUCACCGGUCAUGGAUUCUCGAGGAUGAAGACGAAAGUCUAAGACACCACCCUUGGGUUUCUUAUGAGGUGCAUAUUACAGCCGGGAUCUAA
Messenger RNA from Penicillium longicatenatum, 1221 nucleotides. RefSeq lists its product as uncharacterized. The transcript has 5 exons. The record is from RefSeq and is a predicted model, not a curated record. Lineage: Eukaryota; Fungi; Ascomycota; Eurotiomycetes; Eurotiales; Aspergillaceae. Bases 1 to 1221 code for a protein of 406 amino acids.